Salvelinus sp. IW2-2015 is the source of this 3094-nucleotide messenger RNA. The record is from RefSeq and is a predicted model, not a curated record. Lineage: Eukaryota; Metazoa; Chordata; Actinopteri; Salmoniformes; Salmonidae.
UGUGGAAAUGUAAACCGUUGUUUUGUUUCUAACCUGUCCUUUUUUCCCAAAAYAUAGAAGAAGAAAAAUCUGUUUCAAUUGACACAUCCAGGCAAUCUAUUGUUCCUCAAUACUUUAACAUGUCUUUUCUGUUCCUUCUUCACUCUGUGGUGCUUCUCUUUAGUAGAGAACUGACUAGGAUAUCGCGCCAGGAACAUCCCCCUUUGACCGGCCCAGGUCCCACUCUGUGGAACUCCUCAUCGAAUCAUCCASCUCCCUUGAACACAGUGUGUCCACCCCUUCCACCAAUCACAACAACACACGGGAUAGGACCACAGAGCUUGACCAAUUAGACGAGACCUCMUACCUGGUCAUUGGCCAAGGAGGAGGAAGUGUAGAUGGUGACUCCAAAGAGCAAUUAAAGGACAGAGUCAACCCACCCAUCAAAGCUGAGGGCAUUUCCUCUCGCCAAAGGACGUUGUGUUACCUGAGCAGGUCAACAAAGACAGAGAGCAACUGUUUACACGUACCUACUGAGAGCAGACCAGAGACAACAUUACAUAGUACAACAAACACGCCAGCACCUUCCUCCUCCUCUUCUUCCUCUGUCCCUUCUUCCUCUGUGCCCCCCCCCUCCCCACUCAACGUGGAUCGGUCCGAUCUGCAGAGCCCCGUCUCCCGGCAGGACAGCACCAUCUCRCGACUCAUUGAUGCCGUAUCCCUCGGCAACGACACCAGCUGCGGCUCGAUCUCCGCUCUGAUUGGCCAGUUUGACCUCACCGCUGACCAGACUGACCUCACAACGAACUCUGGCCCCCACGUUCUCAGUGUCAUGUCCUGUCUGUUCCAUCCCACUGUCCAGGACUCCAGCACACCCUAUAAGGCCACCGUGGACUGUACCAYCCCAUUUAAAGAYCCACAGACCACCACCUCCCCCCGCAAGGCAAUGAACGGACCUAUCACUCCUCGAAAGGCAAGCCAGACCCCUAACCACRCGAACCAGAACCUACUCCCACCCCACCCCAAGACCUCCCAYGCAGACYACCCUGCCCCCCUUCUCUUCUCCAGUCCUGAGACCACGGAGCUGGAGGAGGUCUAUACCAUCCUGGAUGAGGAGRUCUUGUCUCCAGUCUCUGUCUACAACCUGAGGGAGCAGACCAUAGGCAACAUUCAGGCUGACUCUGAGGAGAGCACACCUAUGGACAGCCUGGAGCCCUCCCCAGCCAAGGUGCCUCCUUGCCUGGGGACAGAGGCCAACGGCAGCUGGGUGGGCUCACGGAGGGGUGUAGUGGAGGUGGAGGAGCCAGGACAGGGCUAUGGGGGUGUCAGUGAUCCUACAGGGCUGUGGUCAGGGGGAGAGUGGGGGUUGUCAUGGGGUUACAGGUGCCCGUCUGUCAACAGCACAGUGUCCGACCGGUUGCUGUUGUGCCAGGACUCAGCAGGAAGUCAUCUGAUGGAGGUGGAGAUUAACGUGGACGAGGAUCCACUGGAGAUUUCCCUCACCUUACCGAGACACAACUGUACCUGGGUCGCUACCAGCCCAACCAAACAAUACGCUGCUCCCCAAAGCCAGUUUACCCAACUAAACCCCUCUCCCCGGUACGCACCCCAACUCUCCCAGUGUCCUUCCCCCCUCAAACAAUCCUCACACCAGCCCUCCCCUCGCAACACCCCAUCAAUAACCCCUCAAACCCAGCCCUCCCUCUUCAAAAGGCCCCCCAACCCCAGCACCCUCCGCCUGAACAGCCACCCCUCCACCCACAGCAGGGCUGAGCUCUCCUUUGAGAACAGCAGAGACAUUACCAGAGCCUACACCCAGCAGCACAGCUACAGUGGACCCACCCAGGCCCAGACCAGGGGCUACCARGGUGGACCCACCCAGSCMCAGACCAGGGGCUACCAGGGUGGACCCACCCAGGCCCAGACCAGGGGCUACCAGAGUGGGCACACCCAGCCACAGGCCAGGGGCUACCAGGGUGGGACAGGGGAAGGUCAGGAUCGGGGUGAAGCAUCAACCUGCUUCCAGAAUGGGUUGUCCUCCUCUGAGUGUCUGCCUGGUCUGUCUAGUAUGUCUGGUUCAAGGUAUGUUAGCUUCCCCAGAGACCGAGGCCUGUACUCCCCUAUCUCAGAUUGUGAUGUGGCCUAUAGCCAUCUAGACUACAACUGCUUCAGGCCCUCUGCUACCUCGGCAUCCCCCUACACCCAUCUGCAACCCCAGCCCCAAUCAAAUACCCAGCCCCUGCCCCAGGCCCAACCCCAAUCACACACCCAACCCCGACCCCAAUCACACACCCAGGCCCAGCCCCAGUUCCAACCCCGUUCUGGCCCCCCACCGCUGCCCCUCUCGGGCCCCACCCUUGCCCCUCCUCUACCUAUCCCCAGACCACCCACAGCCCCCAGCCCCUGCAAGUCCAAGUCUCUGGGUGACCUGACAUCAGAGGACAUCUCCUGCAACUUCCACAGCAAGUACAACAUCAUCAGCCGCAGCUUCAUCACACCCUGUAUGAAGGAGCGGAGGAAGAUGAGGGGCYUAGGGGGUCUGUCCCAACGGCUGCAGUCUGCAGACCCCCUCACUGAGCAGCUCCGCAAACUAGUCACCCUGGAGGGGGAUGACAGAGACCGGGACAGACCCCAGUCUCCCCAGCUGCCCCAGUUACCUCAGUUACCCCCCAAACCCUUCAUUCCCCCAUCACGCCCCUGCCCCCCCUCAAACUUUGUCCCCGAUGCCCAGGAGGAUUCCCCCCCCCUCCUCUCCCGCCGCCUUUCCUCUCGGAGCCAGAGCCGUGUCCGUCACAUCAACAAUCGCGCUCGAGAGAGGCWGCRGGAGGCUCURAAGUCCCRGGACAUGAGCRCCCCCUCCAGCGUGGGAGGGGUAGUGCUGCGURCUAAAGUAGCAGCAGGUCAGAACCCCCCAGCUAACAGACACUCCACAGGCUCCUACAUAGCGGGCUACCUGGACCAGCUGGAGGACAGGGGGCUGCCUGAGGGGGCGUGCACCACACUAGGGUAUGGAUUUGGAGAUCACUAUGGUGAUCAUUAUCAUGAUGACUCUCUGCUGCCCACAGACUCAUGUAUAAGAUCAGAACCGGAAGUCUACUUCCUGCUCAGACUCUGA